Suillus bovinus is the source of this 2287-nucleotide messenger RNA. RefSeq lists its product as uncharacterized. The record is from RefSeq and is a predicted model, not a curated record. Bases 304 to 2019 code for a protein of 571 amino acids. The transcript is spliced from 3 exons. Lineage: Eukaryota; Fungi; Basidiomycota; Agaricomycetes; Boletales; Suillaceae.
GUCAUCUACAUAUUUGCUCACCGUGACAGUCAAGCUGACAGUCGCUGUCUCAGGCAUCCCAUUUCAAACUGCAACGAUGCCAGGCCACCGAUCACUAAUGUUUCAAUAUGACGGCUCUGAGGCCGACAGUGCUUCGAAUAUUAGCUCUUUGAGUUAUGCUGGGUGAGUCCAAAAUUCAUACUCUAUCCGAGUCGAUAUGCCCCGCUGGCCGGAAUACCUCACGAGAGUCUCAGCUUUUCAAUAGGAGGCGCUGGACCUCUGAAACGCAGGAAAACCCUGGGACUUAAUACUCGUUUUGAUCGGAUGCUGGCCCAAGUGCACGUUACAAAUUCGUACAGUUUUGAUCCAAAAACGCGUCGAAAGCGUGCGCGUUCUUCCGGGUCUUCCUCUGUCAGCAGUUAUGAUCUUCCCAAGACGCCUGUGGACGCAUACAGCCAUGAGGAUAGAAUCGGAAGUGCACACUCUGUGUCGAAGAUGAAUCAUGGGCCGCCAAACCCAGCAAAGUCUGCCAAGGUACAACGAGAACUCAAAACAUAUCAAAAGGGUUCUAAAGUACGGGCACCGACAAAGGCCCUUCCUAUGUGGCUCGCGAGUACGUUCAGUACCCUAGAACCCAAGCAUCCUCUUCGAGAAUUGCUUCCUCCCCUGGCCCACGAAGACAUGAUUGAAGUCAGAACUCGAAACGAACCUCGACCAUGCUCUCAAGAAGCUAGGAACAGUCGCGUGUUUGCAUUCUCCCCGUUCGAUGCCGAUGUAAAAGAAAAUAACGAUGCAGCUCAUGAUCCGCCGUUUGCUGACCCCGCCUUCUGCGACAUCGUGCUAUUGCCUCGUGACCCCACGACUGCUAAUGCGGAGUUACAAACAUCCCACCUCAGAGAAGAUACUCUCGAUUUUUGCCCAUUUUCCACUCCUGGCUCUCUCGUCGCUCUCCAACACGCGGUUAAUUCAAAUGCUUCAUCUGACCUAGCCCGCCCAUCAGGAUCGCAGAAGACCUUGGUGCAUGUGAAACCACCCCUUUUGUCUCACGACGCAAGUGUCAAUCGUGCCAAUUUCACAUCACCCCCUGUUUUUCGUCCAACUAUUACAGGACCGGAAAAUUACUUGACCUCCUUCCGCCGCAGAUCGGCUGUUACUUCUAAUGAUCGUGGACCUUACUCACCGGCGCCUGAUUUUCAAGAGAACGCACUUACAAUGAAUAUAUUUUCCACCCCUGGACCGGCAUUUACCGUCUCUCGACCAGUGUACUUCGAUUCUCCCACUGAAGAUCCAUCAUUGUCCGAAUCUCUGGAACCAGAAUCGUACGAGCUUGACUUGGAUGCACUUGAUUUCCGCUGGCAGCCAUUCUUGAGGAAGACUUUGCCUGAUCCUAGCUUGGCAGGCCGGCAGACUUAUGACAUGCAUGCUUCGGCUACGAUUCCUCCUGUCUUUGAUUAUUCCGACGUCCUUUUACCGCGCUCGCCUCAUUCCUUCUGUAGUGUCGCUGAAAAUCAAGUAGCAAUGGCGGAAGCACGUGGCGCACGCGACCUAUAUGAUAGAUCCGUUCGUGGCUCACCUGUAUCUGGACACGCCAUCCGACAAAUUUCAUCCCCUCAGUCAAAUGGCCAAAGCGGCGCAGUGGUCUUCGCUCACCCGUUUAGAAGCUCCAUUACGGUUCCUCCCGUCUCUGCAGACCCCGAUGUCCUUUCGUCACAUUCCCCUAAUGUUUUCCGCAGUGCCACCGACGACCAAGCAACAAUGGCAGAAGCAUCUAACGCACCCAUAGAAUACGACCUUCGUGAUGGAUCCAUUCGCGAUUCACCUAUAUUUAGACCUGUCAUGCAAGGAUCUCCGUCACCUCAGUUGAAUGGCCAAAAUGUCGCAGUGAUCUUCGCUCCCACUUCGGGAAUUUCUGUCUCACCGCUAAGGGGAGCAACAUCAUCCCCUAUGGUCCCUGGCAUUGGCGAUGUGCACGAAGUAAGCCCACAUGAAACAAAACUGUCUUAUCGUAUUCAAAUUCACCUUGUCAAAGCUUACCGCUGAAAACACAAUAUGCACCACAGAGAGCCACGAGCAACCUUUCACACCCACACGUCCAACUCAGGCAUCACAACCAGCAACACCAAAGAAAGAUCGACUAAGUCAAACACGCAGUACGCCGAUCCCGCCUCGGCAAGAACAACGAUCGAUUGUCUCAUGGAUGUUAUCACGUCGGUCGCUUGCAGGGAGGGGUAGCAUUGGUCAUGAUGAAAUUGAAGGAUUGCUUUCGCAGUGUUCAGACACUAGUCAUGACACAAUUGAGUCAUGGGCG